AUGGAUGAGGGCAAAACAUUCUGGCCGGACCAGCUCUUACGGAAGAUCAUGUCAAGAGAAAGGGUAGAGGAAGAAUUAGAAAGCAUUCAGGCAGAGGAAUACCUUGGUGAAGACAUUGAAAACGGUGCCGAAAACGCCAUUGAGCCUGACGUGCAGUCCGAAGGUGUCGCACCUGGUCGUAAACGAUAUCUCAAGAUAUUUACAAUCUUGGUCCUUUGCGAACAGGAGGCUAGUAUCAGGGGUUUUAUCGAGGCAGGCGUAAGCGACGAUGCUCUACCAUUAGUGCAAUGCGACAAAGAUAACUCAAAUGGCCUAUUUAAGCUCGCACUUAGGAAGUCUCCACUGAAAGAGCUCCGUUGCUUCCCCAAAUGGAAACGUACCGAUGGGGGUUUCGGCCUUAUCUCUUGUAUGCGUAUCCAUCCGGCAUGUCAUGGAUUCCAUGAGCUAGCACAAGUCAGAGUUGGUAAUGGAAUGUUCGCAUUGAAGAUAAUGAAAAGCCAAGGCAUUGAAGAUUUUGAGAAGGAACUUAAGAUGCUGAGGAUGUUCAGCGACAAGCAUGACCAUCUCAUCAUGCUUCUGAUGUCUUACAGUUGGGGCAACCGUCACUUCCUCGUAUUUCCGUGGGCGGACUGUGAUCUCGGGAACUACUGGAAGCGGAAGAAACCAUGCUAUGAUAUGCAGACCAGAGCCUUAAAUCUAAGCACAAUGAAAUGGGUUUCGAGGCAGAUUCGGGGUCUCACCUCCGGUCUGCACAAUAUCCACAACCCGAAACAUCUGGACACGCGCGAAGACAAGAGAUAUGGAAGACACGGAGACUUGAAGCCUGAGAAUAUCUUUUGGCUCAAAUCGGAUAAGGAUGAGGAGGGAAUCUUGGUGAUAGGUGAUCUGGGGAUCUCGGCGAUUCAUCGCCUAGAAACUCGUUCCAAUCAGCCCGGCAAAAAAAUUCCCUAUUCGCCGGACUAUCGACCCCCAGAGUGCGACCAGGAGGGUGGCAUUAUAUCCAGAGCAUUCGACAUAUGGACUCUAGGGUGCCUCUUCUUGGAGAUGGUGUGCUGGGUUCUUGGAGGCAUAGAUUUGGUCGAACGGUUUGAGGCUGACCGGGCUAAGGUGCUCUACCUCGGCUCAAAGAUGAAUACCAACAUUUUCUUCGAUAUAAAAAAGACAGAACAUGAUCACCAUGUAAUUCUAGUGAAAGAGGUGGUUGUUGAGUGGAUGUCCACUCUGCACGCCCAUCCCGGCUGCACGGGGUAUAUUCACGACCUUCUCGACAUCAUUCACGAUAAAAUGAUAGUAGUGUUGUCGAAGAAGAUGGAGAGGAUCCGAUCCGGACCACUGCUUGCCAAGAUUGAAGAGCUGCAUAGAAAUGUGGCUGCAAAAGACUACGGUCAGAUACCACUCCCCAAAGAGCGAAAGUACGCUCCUCCAAUUGGAGUAAGAGCUGAAUUAAAUGAACAUGCAAGAGAUAGGGUCAAGAAUUUCUCCCCUAUAUUGGACACAUACAGAGGAGAGACGAUUAACUCAAAGUCAAAGCCAGAGAUGGAACAGGUUGAUUAG
This is a messenger RNA of Lindgomyces ingoldianus, 1554 nucleotides long. Its product is annotated as kinase-like protein. The record is from RefSeq and is a predicted model, not a curated record. NCBI's taxonomy places the organism in Eukaryota, Fungi, Ascomycota, Dothideomycetes, Pleosporales, Lindgomycetaceae. The transcript has 4 exons. Gene Ontology annotation, molecular function: protein serine/threonine kinase activity; ATP binding. The coding region runs from base 1 to 1554 and encodes 517 amino acids. Gene Ontology annotation, biological process: peptidyl-threonine phosphorylation; peptidyl-serine phosphorylation.